Archocentrus centrarchus (flier cichlid) is the source of this 1210-nucleotide messenger RNA. RefSeq names its product coiled-coil-helix-coiled-coil-helix domain containing 5 (gene chchd5). NCBI's taxonomy places the organism in Eukaryota, Metazoa, Chordata, Actinopteri, Cichliformes, Cichlidae. Gene Ontology annotation, biological process: cellular respiration. The coding region runs from base 118 to 441 and encodes 107 amino acids. The record is from RefSeq and is a predicted model, not a curated record. The transcript is spliced from 4 exons. Gene Ontology annotation, cellular component: mitochondrial intermembrane space.
AUGGUAGUGGGCGUGCACAUCGCUGUUCCCUCACAGACGUUGUUCCACAUGCAGAAGUACCGGUGGUAUAACCUUGGCUGAUCAGCUUCUUCGUUUCAAACACCAUAAAACAGCAACAUGCAAGCUGCUAUGGAUAUAACUGCAAAGUACUGCCAUAAAGAAAUGGAGGCAUAUGGGUCAUGUGUGGCCUCCAAUCCAUCAACAUGGCAGCAGACGUGUCACGAGCUGAAGAUAAAGGUUGCACAGUGUACAUCAUCACACCCGGUGAUCCAGAAGAUCAGGCAGGACUGUUCCAAGGAGUUUGUGGAGUUUGAGCGCUGCUUGAGAGAAAACCAGGACAAACCUGCCUCCUGCUCACCACAUGUGGCUCGCUUUCUGGGCUGUGCAGAGACAGUGGACCUCAGUGGAGUGGCCACAAAUCCGGUAUCUCAGCCAUCUUAGCAUUAAGACGUCCUCCAUUACCUGAAAGCACCUGUCUCCACACCACCACAGGUGGGCUGGUUUCAAAUGCAUCCCAGCCAUGUUGCUGUAUGUACAGUGACUGAUAGAAUACAGUGCUAUGGAAAAGUAUUUGCCCCCUUCCAACCUAAUAACUGGUUGUGCUACCCUUGGCAGCAAGAACUGCAAUGAAGCAUUUGCAAUUGCUGGUAAUGAAUCACUGUGGAGAAAUUCUGGUCCACUCAUUUUUGCAGAUUUGUUUUAAUUCAGCCACAUUUGAGGGUUUUCAAGUGUGAGCAGCCUGUUUAAGGUCAUGCCAAAGCAUCUCAAUCAGAUUUAAGUCUGGACUGUGACUAGGCCACUCCAAAAUCUAAAUUUUUUUUUUUUUUUGAGCCAUUCAAAGGUGGACUUUCUGGUGUGUAUCAGAUCAAACUGCAUUUAAUAUUUAGUCUGAUUAUCUUUGUCUAAUAUUAAACUUAUUUGAUGAUCUGAAACAUGUGACAAAAAUGAAAAAAGAAACCAGGAAGGGGGGCACCUUUUCACAGCACUGUAUCUGUUUUCUUAAUGUGGCUCAGUGUGACUAACUUCAAAAAUAGCAGAUUGAUGCCAAAGUACUGUGGGUUAGAUGGUUCUUGUAGAAUAUUUCAUUGCUGUAUCAUUCGCUAACUUUUCAUGUAAGUCUUGUUGGCAUUUAAAAAUAUGAUUUAUGCUUCUUUAUGUGAGAAACUCAGGUGUGUACUGCUUUUUUAUUGAACUAUUUCAUUAAAAAAUG